CGAUUUCCAUCCAAUUCUAUUUUCCCAAAGUUACUUACUAUUCAGCAACUCAUCCUUGCAAGAACACCCUCAAGAUGAACAAGCCAAACUAUCCAACCAUGCAACAGGAUGGACAGCAGAUGUACCAGGCUUCUGACGGCCAGUGGUACCCUAUGAGCGCCAUGCCUCAGGACUGGCACGGUUCCCAGCAGCCCCCUCAACCCGGGUACGGCGGCUAUCAACAGCAGCAAGGUUACCAUGGUCAACAACCCAUGUACGCCACUCAACCUGUGUAUGUCGAAAACAACCGAGGUGCCGGUGUCGGGGCUGGUGCGGCCACUGGUAUUUGUGCUGGUCUCUGUGCUGGCCUGCUCUGUUUCGACCUUUGUCUCUUCUGCUAAGCGACAACGCAAAACCAGGUACGACAAUGUUUUGUGCGCAGCGAAGCGCCAAGACAACGGAGAAGGAAGUUCGAAGCUCUCUGGGGAGAAGCACGCAUAUACAGCAGGGCAGGGGUCAAGUAGAGAGUUGGUUAAUACACGUGCCGGCCUCUCGUUGUUGUACUGUAUAGACACUCAGGAUUGAUGCAAGAAUUCUAUAUUGGUAUCGUGCUACGACAUGUCGGUCGAUAUCAUGCAUGACCCUAAAAAUGUAAACAACA
Molecule: messenger RNA, 640 nt
Organism: Cryptococcus deneoformans JEC21
Lineage: Eukaryota; Fungi; Basidiomycota; Tremellomycetes; Tremellales; Cryptococcaceae
Exons: 4
Coding region: 75-380 (101 amino acids)
Source: RefSeq, a predicted model, not a curated record